AGCUUUCUUACUUUACAAGACUACUUUAAGAAGAGGGUUUGAAAGAGUAAAGAUUCAAACUCAGUAUAUAUGAGAAAAGUGAGUGAGAGAAAGCUAGGCCUAGCUAGCUAGCACACCACCAACUUGUUUUUGGGUUGUCACCUGAAUCAUAUCAUUCUACUGUCUUGAUUUCUAGUGGAAGCUCUCCUCUUCUCCUCCUCCUUUAUCUUUAUUUACUAGUAGUAAUUACUAUUAUCUCUCUACUUAAACACCUAUCAUUGAUCUUGGGAUUUUCAAGCAUCCUCUUUUUGAUAUAAAUAUAUCCUAUAUAUUGGCCUUGUAUAAUUUAAUGGAGUCUGCAAAUCUUCAUUACAAGCAUCAACAGCAGCAGCAGCUUGGUGAUGAGUCUUCCUCUCCUUUUGAUGCUCCUCCUUUUUAUCAAGUUGAAGCCAGCCGUGCUGCCUGGUCCCCAAACACCAUUUUAAGUAACGGUGAAUUCAAUCCUAAUGUUAAUGUCCCUCCCAUGACUCAAGAGAUGGAUUUUGGAUCAAGUUUCGCGACAUUGUCUGCUCAUGAUCAAGUGCAACUUGCAAGGAUUAAAGAAGAGCUUUCUUCAUCUUCUGUUCAUCAUUCAGAUUAUCCAAGAUUCACCGACAUGUUAAACAGUCCAUCAUCAUCCAGCAUAGGAGAUUUCCACUUGUUAUCUAACUCAAGCGACGACUACCUUAAAAAUGAUCAGGAAAUUUGCUUAAUUAGAACCUUCUCUUCUGGUUGUCAAAUCAACGGCUUUCAACUUCCAGCAGCAGCAGGUGGAGGAGUUGGAGGAUUCUAUUCCAGUCCACCACAGAAGUACUACUGUCCUACAUCGGCUACAAGUGUUGCGAGAGGAACCUUCAGCCAAAUAUUGCCAACGAUAAAUAUCUCUGAGUUAACUCAGACUGCAGCUUCUUCUAAUUCAUCAUUAAUGUCAUCAAGCUCUUUAAGCAUGAACUUGGAGUCCUUAGAUCUCUUCAAUUCGACGAGAUUUAGUGCUGGAUAUAGCCAAUCUCCUCAUGACCACCUUGGCCUUUUCAAAACCAGUCUUCCUUAUAGUCUUCAGAAUAUGCAGCUUCAAUUAAGUCCUGGCAGGCCAUCAAGUUGCCCUACUAAUGUAACGUCAUCGUCACCGUUCCACAACAAUGGAGUUUCAGAAGUGAAAAGACCCAGCAGUUCGCUUGAAACUAAGCCACCUCAAGCAGCACCGAAGAAAUCUCGAUUGGAUUCACGCUCUUCAUGUCCGCCCUUUAAGGUUAGGAAAGAGAAGUUGGGAGAUAGAAUUGCAGCUCUCCAGCAACUAGUGGCACCUUUUGGCAAGACAGAUACAGCAUCUGUGCUAAUGGAGGCUAUUGGAUAUAUCAAAUUUCUCCAGAACCAAGUUGAGACUCUCAGCGUCCCAUACAUGAAGUCAUCGCGCAACAGGACUAAAAAGACGCAAGGGGGUUUAGGAGACGGAAACGGAGAAGAAGCUGAGGGGAUGAGAGAUCUGAGGACCCGAGGGCUCUGUCUCGUGCCCUUGUCCUGCUUAUCCUACGUUACUGAUGGCGGCGGAGGUGUUUGGCCGCCUCCUAAUUUCAGUGGCUUUUCUUGAAUCCAUUUUCGAACAUCGUAAAACUAGCUAGCUCGCAGUAGAGUUAAUUAAGUCUGGAUCAUGUACUGUAUGUUGCGGCAUAUGCAUGGGCGGAGAAUAAUUAGUUUCUAAUUAAUGUAUUCUUAAGUGAUGAUGAUGCAUAUGGGCUUUGAUGGAGCAGAUUUGGUCAUCUUGUAGCACACUCUGGGAUGGACCAAACUUGAUCCAUCAUUCAUCGAUCAAUCAAUCUAUCAUUCUUGAUUUA
Molecule: messenger RNA, 1850 nt
Organism: Daucus carota subsp. sativus
Lineage: Eukaryota; Viridiplantae; Streptophyta; Magnoliopsida; Apiales; Apiaceae
Product: transcription factor bHLH110
Biological process (GO): regulation of transcription by RNA polymerase II
Cellular component (GO): nucleus
Molecular function (GO): DNA-binding transcription factor activity, RNA polymerase II-specific; protein dimerization activity; RNA polymerase II cis-regulatory region sequence-specific DNA binding
Source: RefSeq, a predicted model, not a curated record